UUGCUAGAAGCACCAAUCGCUGAUUCCUUCUAGUCGAUCAGUAUUGAUUCCUGUCCACUUGGUGAAAAUCCCCAGCAGUGCGGUUACUAGACUAGAAGCGGCAAACGCGCGCGACAACACUGGCCGUCGCUAGCGUAGCUGUUUAGGACUGCGAGUACUAGGCCACCUCUCGACGCCGCCGGUUCCAAACCCACAUGGAGAAGUUAGCAGACGAGAUUGAGCGUGCAACAUGGAGAGAAGAGACGUACUGUGGCAGCGCACGACGAGAACGAGCACCCGACGCCCUUCCGCUGCUGAAUGAGGGCCUUCACACGGAGCAUAGCGAGGAAAGCGUCGCCGUCACUCACAGCAGGACCAGCAGCGCCAGCAGCGUCAGCAGCUUCAGCAGCACCAACAUCAGCCAAUCCAGCGCCGGCAGGGAUGUUGGGAUCGACUGCGGCAGCAGCAGUGACGGGGACAGCGACGCUGGUAAUGACGGUGGCUACAUCAGCGUGCUAGCAGCGGAGGGAGAGGAGGAGCGGGCCGAGGAGAAGGGCGCGAAAGAGGCGCCAUCUGAAGAGGCGGCAUUGGCCCGCCCUGCCCAUCCCGCCGCCUUGCACGCCCUCUACUGGACCUUCAUUUUCAACUGCUUUGCCGAGCAGUCGUGGCGGUUCGCGGGAGCAGCUUUGCUCGCGUUGUUGCAUCACUCAUGGCUGCCGGUGGUUGUCGCGAGAUUUGUUAGCCAGCUGGUGGCAUGUGUGGCGGCUCCUCUGGUGGGCGACCUCAUGGACUCCGCUCCCAGGCUGCCCGCGCUCAGAAUCAUCGUCGUUGCUCAGGCCACGGCCAUUGUGGUGGGAGCAGUGGCCACCAUGCACGCCUUGCACCUCGCCUACCCCGCUGCUGCAGCGCCAGCAGCUGCUGCCACUGUCGCAGCAUCAUAUGCCACGUCAGCGCUGUCUGCUCUCCCCGCAACAGCUGUGCUACAGCAGGGGUGGUUUGCUGUGCUGCUGGUGGCGGGCGCAGUGGAGCGGCUCAUGGGACUGGCGUCGGGUGUGGCGGUUGAAAUGGACUGGGUCGUUGUGCUGGUGGGUGAGGAUCAGCCGGUGCUCAUGGCAAGCGCCAUGGCCAUGCUGGGGAGGAUAGAGCAGUGCUGCGAGGUUGCGGGCGCAUUCACCUUCGGAUGGGUCAUUGCCACAUGUGGCCCGCUCGUGUGUGCCAAAGCAUGCCUUGCUCUUGCUGCACUCUCCAUCCCUGGUCUGCUUGCGCUGACUGCUCUCACCAACCAUCUAUCGCAAGGAGCUCUAGGCCAGUCUUCGUCCCUUGAGAUAUCCCCUUCACAAGGGUCUCUCCCUGCUGCUGCUACUGAUGCUGCUGGAGCUUUCACUGAGGCUGUUGCUGCUGUCGCUGCUGCGUCUGAUGCUGCGGAUGCUGCUAGUGACAUCUCUUCCUCUGUUGCUGCCUCCGACGAUGGAGCUCUGGUCCCAGCUGUAUCGAAACGGGAGGAGGCACUGCCUGCUGGAUCGAAGAGUGGAGCUGUCAAUGUAGUUAUUGCUGUGUCAAGGGAGCAACUAUCCACACAGCAGGAGGCGGAAUCGGCAUGUGAGAUGCUUAGGAGGUGCGCAGCAUCAGCAGUGGCAGCUGUAGCAGCCGUGGGAGUGGCAGCAUCAGCAGUGGGGAGAGCAGCAGGGAAGGGUUGGAGCAACUUCGUGCAGCAGGCGGUGAUGCCUGCGAGCUUGGCAUAUGUGCUGCUGUGCUUCAAUGCUGUGCUCGCGCCAGGGGGCCUCAUGACCUCCUUCCUCUUCCACCACGGAAUUGACAUGGCAAUGAUAGGCGUGUUCAGCGGUGCGUGUGCUGCCAUGGCCUUUUCUGCCUCCUUCCUGUCGCCUACACUCGUGGCAUGCCUGGGCGUCCUGCAGGCUGGCAGUGCGGCCCUUCUGUUUCAAGCCUCCUUGCUCUGCAUCGCGGUGCUUGACUUCUCUUCUCUCCAGUUCUGCCCCCCAGCUCUGCAACAGGGGCUGCUGCUCUUUUUCCUCCUGCUUGUGGUGUUCUCUCGCAUGGGCCAGGGGAUGUAUCAGAUAGUUGGCUGUCAAAUCAUUCAGGCCGUGCCUGCGCCAUCGGCCAACCUGUUUGGAACGACGGAGAUGGCCCUCGGCAGCCUGGCAGAGCUGGCCAUGCUAGGCGUGGCCAUAGUGUUCCACGACCCCCGCCAUUUCGGCUCGCUGGUGCUCAUGUCCCUGGCUGCCGUCGUCGCUGCCGCUGCUCUCUACUGCUCCUGGCUGGCCACGCCCGACCCUAGGCUGGAAGAGCUGUUUCCGAAUCAACCGAAGCUCUGGUGGGAAAAUAUGUUGUGGGGGGAAACGGGCCAGAAAGGUAGAAAAAGGGAAGACGAAAUUCAGUUGAGUGACCAAGAGCUGGAGGUAGGGAGAACACACAAGGUGGGGAAUGAUGCAGUGGGGCUGUUGACGGACAAAUGUUAGUAUAUUCUGUUUCUGCGUUUGUAGGUACACCUGUUAUUUUGUUAUAAGCCCAUC
Messenger RNA from Closterium sp. NIES-67, 2510 nucleotides. The record is from the annotation of a GenBank genome assembly. Lineage: Eukaryota; Viridiplantae; Streptophyta; Zygnematophyceae; Desmidiales; Closteriaceae.